CGAGUGAACUCGCGACCCCGGUUUUGACGCCACGACAUCGCCGCCAUGAAGCGCCAGCACCCUUCGAGCAAUGGCAAGGGGAAAUGGACCGGCAACAAGAAGACCAAGUCUGUUCAAUUUAAAAGCGCCAAGCAUGAUGACGACGUGGGUGGAAGUGACGACGAUGACGACGACGUGAAGGGGGUGCUCGAUAGCGACGACGACGACGACACGAAGAGCAAUGGUGAUUGCGAUGAGGUUCAUCAUGCACAGCGACAUCACAAGCAGCAAGAAGGCGAAGAAGACGACCGACCAGACAUGCCGCAGUAUGCAGAAGAAGGUGUGCGCAUGAUGGCCUUCAAUUUGAAGGAAGACAGAGAGGACGGUCACUUUGACGAAAAUGGGAAUUUUGUAUGGGCCAAGGAAGACAAGCCGAUUCAGGAAGAUGCUUGGCUGGAGAAUGUUUCUGCACAAGACAUGGAAGGUGCGGAACGAGCUUACAUCCUGAGGCGCGAAGCCCAAAAAGACGAGGAGGAAUCUUGGACAGAGCGCCGUGCGACCAGUGUGUUCAUGGAGGUGCUUGAAGAAGGUGAGACCGUGCUGAAGGCACUGAAGCGGCUGGGAAAGAAGAAGAAGGGCUCGAAAGGACCAGACCAAACCCCGGACAUGAAGCGAGAGUUUGACGAGCUCACAGAAGCGUCGGAUUAUCUCAUGCGCCAAGGAAAGGCAGACGUGUACCACACCCCCAAGGAGCAAUUGGUGCCGCAAGCUCCCGCCAAGCCGCCAGUACUGUGGGAAUACAAAUCGCAAGACGGGCAGAUUCAAGGCCCCUACCCGACAGCCAAUUUCAUUGCAUGGCAAGCACAGGGCUACUUUCGAGGGGACAGCGCUGUUCAAAUACGACAAUACGAACCUCAAAAAGCCGUGGCAAGCGAAUCGUCGGCGACGCAAGAUCUCGAAGAUGACUUUAAUGACGACGACGACGACGAGGACGGCGGGUGGGUGUCGUCCAACACUAUCGACUUCCACAUGUACAGUCGUUGAUAAUGUAAGGCAGUCCCGGAAACAGCCGUUCCGUCGUCGACCAAUGUGCGCGGAUGUAUCAUGGUGUGGCACUCCCUGUCACAUUCACUCGACGACUUGUCUGCCUCCACGCAUAUUCGGUUGCGCUCAUCUUUGUUUGCCGCUCCUGUCUGCU
Messenger RNA from Aphanomyces invadans, 1177 nucleotides. RefSeq lists its product as hypothetical. The record is from RefSeq and is a predicted model, not a curated record. Gene Ontology annotation, molecular function: protein binding. Gene Ontology annotation, cellular component: U5 snRNP. Bases 46 to 1023 code for a protein of 325 amino acids. NCBI's taxonomy places the organism in Eukaryota, Oomycota, Saprolegniomycetes, Saprolegniales, Verrucalvaceae. The transcript has 2 exons.